GCCGCCGCCGCCGCCGCCUAAGGAGAACCCCUGGACCAAAAAGCCUCCCCAGCACCUGCCCCCUGUCGGGACGGGACCGGCGCCGUCCUCACUGGAAACCCUGGAGGCAGAGCUCAGUUCCCCCAAAAUUAUAAAAGCAGGAAAACUCAAGACAAAGAAAUCCAACAAGGCUAGUGAUUUCAGCGAUAUGGCGAAUUGGCCAACACCAAGUGAAUUAGUGAACACUGGAUGCCAAAGUGUCAUCAGCCAAGGAAAUAAGAAGCCACAAAAUAGAAAAGAAAGAGAAGACAAGGCUGAAAAGAGAAUUAACAGUGAGAGCAAAGAAAGCCGGGAAACAAAAUUAGAUGGUCCUGGUGAAAAUGCCAGUGAGGAUGAGACUCAGUCAAGUAAUCAACGAAAGAGAGCUAAUAAGCACAAGUGGGUACCACUCCACUUAGAUGAUGUAAGACCAGACAGUCAAGAAAGACCAGGAUCCCGGAACAGCUCAAGAUGUCAACCGGAAACAAAUAAGUCAUCACAUAAUAAUAGGAGAAAUGAUACACGAAGUUGGAGGCGUGAUAGAGAAAAGCGAGACGAUCAAGAUGAAGUUUCCAGUGUGAGGAGUGAGGGUGGUAAUAUCCGAGGUUCCUUUAGAGGCCGAGGAAGAGGCCGAGGACGGGGAAGAGGACGAGGCAGAGGAAAUCCUCGAUUGAACUUCGAUUAUUCGUAUGGUUAUCGAGAACAUGGUGAAAGGACUGAUCAGCCAUUUCAAACAGAACUUAAUACCAGUAUGAUGUAUUACUAUGAUGAUGGUACAGGUGUACAGGUGUAUCCUGUGGAAGAAGCACUGCUUAAAGAGUAUAUUAAACGCCAAAUCGAAUAUUACUUCAGUAUAGAAAAUUUAGAACGGGACUUCUUUCUUAGGAGAAAGAUGGAUAAACAAGGUUUCUUACCUAUUUCGCUGAUUGCUGGUUUCCACCGUGUUCAGGCUCUCACUACAAACCUUAAUCUCAUUUUAGAGGCACUGAAAGAUAGCACAGAAGUGGAAAUUGUGGAUGAGAAAAUGAGAAAAAAGAUAGAACCAGAAAAGUGGCCAAUUCCGGGCCCUCCUCCACGUAGUGUGCCACAAACAGACUUCUCUCAACUGAUUGAUUGCCCAGAGUUUGUACCAGGCCAAGCCUUUGGUUCACAUACAGAGUCUGCCCCCAAUUCUCCAAGAACUGGAAGUCCACUGAACCCAAAGAAAAAUACUGAAACAAAUAAGCUUCAAGCAAUGUCUAGAGGUUUGUCUACCAGUUUGCCUGACUUGGACUCAGAACCUUGGGUAGAAGUUAAAAAGAGACAUCGUCCAUCUCCAGUGAAAUUGAAGGAAUCAUCAUCUCUACCUGAAGAGGCAUCAGAUCAGCUGUAUCCUUCAGAUGAACAAGAGCAAGAAGAACUUGAUUUUUUAUUUGAUGAAGAGAUAGAACAAAUAGGACGAAAGAACACAUUUACUGAUUGGUCUGAUAAUGAUUCAGAUUAUGAAAUUGAUGACCAGGAUUUAAACAAGAUUUUGAUUGUAACUCAGACACCACCUUACAUGAGAAAACAUCCUGGAGGAGAUCGAACAGGCAACCACAUGUCUCGGGCAAAAAUUACAUCUGAACUUGCUAAAGUCAUUAAUGAUGGCUUAUAUUACUAUGAACAGGAUCUGUGGAUGGAGGAAGAUGAAAACAAACACACAGCCAUAAAGCAAGAAGUUGAGAACUUUAAGAAGCUAAAUCUCAUUAGUAAAGAGCAGUUUGAAAACCUAACACCUGAACUUCCUUUUGAGCCAAACCAAGAAGUUCCUGUAACACCUUCACAGUCCAGGCAAGAUUUGAGUGAUGAAUUAGCCCAGAAGCUGUUUGAUGUUUCAGAAAUAUCUUCAGCAGCAAUGGCCCAUUCAUUGCCCACAGCAGUUCCAGAAUCUCCUAGAAUUAAUCCUGCAAGGACACCUAAAACACCUCGAACACCCAGGUUACAAGAUCCAAACAAAACACCAAGAUUUUAUCCUGUUGUUAAAGAACCAAAAGCUAUUGAUGUAAAGAGUCCAAGAAAGAGAAAAACAAGACAUAGUACAAAUCCCCCUCUAGAGUGUCAUGUUGGUUGGGUAAUGGAUUCCAGAGAUCACGGGCCAAGAACAUCUGUCAGCAGUUCAAAUGCUUCACCUUCAGAAGGUGCACCACUAGUAGGAAGUUAUGGAUGUACUCCUCAUUCAUUUCCAAAGUUCCAGCACCCUUCUCAUGAACUUUUGAAGGAAAAUGGCUUUACCCAACAAGUGUACCACAAGUAUCGUCGAAGAUGUCUAAGUGAGAGAAAACGCUUGGGAAUUGGCCAGUCCCAAGAAAUGAAUACCCUCUUUCGUUUCUGGUCCUUUUUCCUCAGAGAUCACUUCAAUAAAAAAAUGUAUGAGGAAUUUAGACAACUUGCUUGGGAAGAUGCAAAAGAAAAUUACAGGUAUGGAUUAGAAUGUCUGUUCAGGUUUUAUAGUUAUGGACUGGAAAAAAAAUUCAGACAAGAAAUUUUUAAGGAUUUCCAAGAAGAAACCAAAAAAGACUACGAAUCUGGUCAGCUAUAUGGAUUAGAAAAGUUUUGGGCUUAUCUAAAAUAUUCUCAAUCUAAGACGCAGUCUAUUGACCCAAAACUUCAGGAAUACCUCUGUAGCUUUAAGAGGUUAGAAGACUUCCGCAUUGAUCCCCCUAUUAGUGAGGAAUUUGGAAGAAAAAGACAUUCAUCUACUUCUGGUGAGGACAGUAGUCGUCAUAGACUUCCAUCUAAUUCCUCUACAAAGCCACCAAAUGCUGCUAAGCCUACAUCUGCUAAUCAGCUUCAGGUCCCAAUAAACUGUCCCAGAAGGAAUACUUCACAGGAGUCCAGUGACAAUUCACACCAGAACAGUGCUGCCUCAGUCUCAACAGAUGGUGAAAUGCCUGAGAAAUAGACUCUUAUGAAAGUUGUUUGCCCUUGAAAUAGACAUUUACUUCAGUAUUUAUUUGGGAAAAAUCUUCUGAUGUUUAAUUGUGAUAAUCACAAAAAA
This is a messenger RNA of Odobenus rosmarus divergens (Pacific walrus), 3037 nucleotides long. Its product is annotated as La ribonucleoprotein domain family, member 1B. The record is from RefSeq and is a predicted model, not a curated record. Gene Ontology annotation, biological process: positive regulation of translation. Gene Ontology annotation, molecular function: RNA binding. Lineage: Eukaryota; Metazoa; Chordata; Mammalia; Carnivora; Odobenidae. Gene Ontology annotation, cellular component: cytosol; cytoplasmic stress granule.